AAAAAAGGAAAUCGAUGCAGCGAUGAGGUGUGUCAGAGCAAAUAGAUCAGUUUUUAACAUAAACUGAAAUAAUUGAAUCAGUUUCACAAGGAGACUAUUAAAUCCAUAAAUGAUUUUGUGAUUCAGCAAGGAGUAGUUGUACAACGAGUUAUGAAAUAAGAGAUAUAACAAACGGGGACAUAAGAAACAAUUUUAAAACGAUAUUAAUUCUCACGUCAGCCGAACGAAAACAGCUCGAACAUGAUACUUGAAAGGAUUUGCAACCAACGGCAGAGAUUAACCGUUGGUCGUGAAUAUGUUCAAAACGUCGGCCAACAAAAUUUCUACGCGAUGUGUCGGACCAAAAUUUGCAAUCCAGAUUAAAUAGCAUGCUGCAAUCACACGCAGAGCAGAAACAGAUCUUGAGCUAGGACGAUCGACCGAAUAAACGAGAAUAAUAGGAACGGAGCAACGAUGCAAAAUUGUUGCGACGACGGCGAUAACAACGUCGUCUACAAGGAUGUGGUCAUCAUAGGAAACGGGCCUAGUGGAAUAUGUCUUUCUUUUAUGCUCGCUGGAAAUUGGCCUUAUUACACCGGCGAGCCACAUCCCGCGGAUGAAAUGCUCACGGCUAGGUUGCACUCGAGCAUCAGGCCCGGGAGUGACGAAGAGGAAUGUUGCAAUACAAUGAGCCAGCAACAGCAACAGCAACAAUUAGAAAAUGAAACGAGGUGCUAUCGGUGGCACGAGAACGAGACUGUCAGGUCGAGGAAAUGUCAGGGGAGGAGCGAAGGAAGGGGAUUGGCGAGCAGUACGCGUUGCAAAUUGGAAUGCCUCUCUUCCGGACUGGAAGGUAGAAUCGGUGGUCGACCGUUGGCCCUUCUGAUGGAUCAGCUGCAACAUCCUUGUGUUGACGCUGGCCUCGAUGUACCGUCUCUUCUUACCUGGAAAUCGGUCGACCAACAUCCUGAGCACAAAGUGAUCGAUCACAUUGUGCUCGGUAAAGGUCAACCUGGUGGUUCGUGGCAGUCAAUGGAUCCAAACGUGUUGACCAUCAGUUUGAACCGAUGGAUGUCGUUGCCCGAUUUAGAUAUAAGGCAAUGGGAGAUGAUGAUCGAGUCCGAGCAACUUCUAAAAACAACUUCUAUGGAGGAUGAGCCGACUUAUGAGAAACCGAGUGCGUAUAAUAAAACGGCUAGCAGAAUCUCUGUUGGCACGGUGGCUGCCUAUUACAAAGAUUACGUACGCAGAAAGAGAUUGGAGCAGUACUUUCGAUGCGGGACUAUAGUUACUUCGGUGAGACCGAGCUGCGAUACGGACGCGUGUUCUCAACAGCAACAGCAAGGAGAUGGUUACGAAUGGAUAGUCGAUGGUUUCGAGAAACAGACUGGAAAACCGUUUCGUUAUCGAUGUAAACGUGUCGUUCUUGCCACAGGCACGACCGAUCUGUCAAAUCAGUUGGGUGUACCCGGUGAAGAUUUUCAACUCGAUUGGAUAACGCACGAUUUAAAUGAACUGGAAUCGAAAUUGGAUCGUUUGAUUGAUUAUCAGCAACAUGCAAACGAGAUAGAAGAACGAUGGCGGCCAAUCGAUCCGGUACUAGUGAUUGGUUCUGGACUAAGUGCUGCCGAUGCCAUUAUGGCCGCUCGUUUUCGCGGCAUUCCCGUUUUGCAUGUAUUCCGUGACUCGUCCAACGAGUGGAACAAAUCGAACGACGAGAGGAUACGGACUAUCUACGACAAAUUACAAGGUUUACCCAGUUCGAUGUAUCCCGAAUAUCACAAGGUAUACGAGAUGAUGGCCGAUGGUGGUACUAAUUAUCCCCUGUAUAGAGCAUUACCGGGAUACACGUUGCUCGGGUUUACCGCAAAUGGGAUUAAUUUUGUUGAUGCCGCAUUCGAAAGACCGUCAAUGAUUACUCUUGCCGAUCUGGACGGAUGCGUGCACACAUUUCGUGUUUCUGCCGUAGCCAUCCUUAUCGGUUACAAGCCUGAUCUGUCCUAUCUGAAAACUAAUAUCGGGCUUGGUAAAUAUCCCGACAAACCCAUAGACGGUAAAUCGAAUCCUAUCGAAGUGGAUGAUUUUACUUAUGAAGUAACCAAAUCUCCGAGACCCGGACUUUAUGCCUUAGGUCCUUUAGUUGGUGACAAUUUCGUACGUUAUAUACUCGGUGGAGCGUUUGCAAUUUUAGUUCACAUUCUGAAUACUUCGUCUCCUUCUCUCACUUGAGUAGUAUAUUAUCGCAAACUUCUUAAAUCGUGUUCAAUCGAUCCUGAAUCAUGGCGAAAUAGUAAACGAAUUGCGCGCGCUGUUUAUCUUACAUACUUCAUUUAUCCAGAGAUAUUUCCUCAAUCCAAAUGUAU
Molecule: messenger RNA, 2342 nt
Organism: Frieseomelitta varia
Lineage: Eukaryota; Metazoa; Arthropoda; Insecta; Hymenoptera; Apidae
Product: oxidative stress-induced growth inhibitor 1-like
Exons: 7
Coding region: 454-2208 (584 amino acids)
Source: RefSeq, a predicted model, not a curated record